CGAAAUCAGAGCUGCCGACCGCUGGCGCGUGGAGCACCCUGGCCGCGCUGGAGGGCGCGCCCUUGUCCUGGCCCAGAUGGGCGUGGACCGCGCGUUCUAUGGCGCUGCCACGCCGCCGAGGCUGCGCAAUGAUUUCGCGCUGCCACUGGUGGACGUCGAUACCCACCUGGCCGAGAGGCCCGACUUGGCCUCGCGGCCGCCCGCGGGGCGGAAGGGGCCCGCCACCGCCGCGCACGAGGACGGGGCCGCCGUCAUCGGUCUCAACUACGCCGAGACCGCGGAGACGGCCAAGCGGGGGCCGCGUCGGGCUCAGACGCUGGCGGAGCGAAUGCGCUUGAGCUUGCCGCACGUCGUCGACCGCGGGUCGGCCACGGGCGACGAGAUGCGGGCGCUCCACAGCCGCUUCGCGCGGAGCGCGCUGGUCCAGAGGGAGCUCCUGUCGAUCUUCUCCGCGACCUACCGCUUCGCGAUGCGGGCCAGCGGGCGGCGGCGCCGCUUGAAGAGCGCCGCGGAGAUGGAGCUUCGCGUCGCGGCCGCGCUCGUCGCACCCCCGACCCGGUGGCAAGCCGCGCCUGAGGCCCCGACGACGUCGCACGGGCCUGCGCACAAGCCGAGCGGUGGCGGCUCCUCGCGUCCGAAGCAGUCUCGGCGCGGGCGCGCUCUCAAGCUUUCGGAGCGCCCGCGCGCCCUCUCGCCAUCCUGCGCCGAGAAAAGUGCCAGCAACAGUGGCCAGAGCGAGCUCGAGCAAGUCGCGAUCGCCACCCUGGCUCGACUGAGGACUUCGCCGCGCGGCCCAGUGUUCGACCAGGCUUUCGGGAACAUGCACACAUCCGGGGGCCGUCUCGCUCGAGCAAAUCACUUCGGCCACGCCGGCAGCUUCGACCUUUGGCAGCUCCAG
This is a messenger RNA of Prorocentrum cordatum, 898 nucleotides long. The record is from the annotation of a GenBank genome assembly. NCBI's taxonomy places the organism in Eukaryota, Dinophyceae, Prorocentrales, Prorocentraceae.